GGCCGAAGAGAGCUGCGAUCACUUCCGCUUCUUGCUCCGCGAGAACAUCAUCUGUACAACAAAAUCCGCAAUCUACCCUGCUCUCCGCCAUCACAGAGUACGAGGAUCUUUUUUCCUCCGAAAGUCUCCAGCUUCCGGAUAUGACGAUCGAGGAAUCCAAGGAAUUCUACCAGGAAUACGAAGCGGAAAUUCUCUACAACGCGAGGGCUUUAAGGAAAUUAGAACGGUAUCGGGAAUACGCCAAAGGGUUUCGCCCGCGCACUUUCGACAUGGACCGGGAGGGAGCGCAUUUGCUCUCCUUGACAAAGGAGGAAAUUGAAGAGUUCGAACCGCCGACGGUGAUCAACUUGCAUGCCGCGUUUGACGAGUGCCCUCUGUCCCGGGAGAUCUGCAACUGCGGGUGUUUGCACAACGUGAACGGGUUUCGGGAUAUUGACGAGUAUCCUGAGUAAAAACGUCCCCACACCAGAGUUGUCAUGCAAAUCUGCAUGCUUAAAAUGUUUCUCAUGCGGAGCCCCAUGAGGAGCAUUUUGUAAUGGUGUUUUGAAAUUUGUCAUGCUCCAAUCAGCAUGAGAGACUAGCUCUGCAAUGCUGCUGAACUAGCUCAAACAGCACUACACUACGCGUCCAAAUUUGUCAUGCGAAACAGCCAAAGCUUGUGGAUUUGUCUAGCCGAUUCCCCAUCUUGGCUAUGGGGUGGGUACGUUUUUAGAUAGGAUAAUGAGUUGAUUGAGUUCUGCGAGGAAUGCGACAUGGAAGAUGAUAAAGGUCGAUAUGGGAGUGUCAGGUUUGAAAUCGACAAAGUUGAAAUAAUUUGUCAUGCAUAAAAUGGAUGCCAGUUAGACCUGCAGUUUGUAGUCGGUGCAUGACAAAUUUUCCCGGUCCUGAAAGCGAGUCUGUCAUGCGGUUUAGGGGAAAAGAGCUGCCUUCUGUCAUGCUAGUCAGCAGUCCAACUUUUGACCCUUACCAGGACUAUAAUCUGCCUCCCUUGCGUCCUCUGCAAUAGAGUCACUUUUUGCAUCGCAUUUUAUGCAUUACAAGUUUUUUCAACUUUGUCGAUUUCAACUCUGACACAUCCAUAGUCGAGGAGGCGAAGGUAGAACAUCUUCAAAAGAGGAGCCAUACGUUGAAGAUAUCAACCCCGACGGCAGUACUAUCAGAAGUAUGGGUAGUGGUAGUGGUACGACUUCUAUGAGCACCAACAUGAACAACAAGCAGCUCAUGAACAUCCCUCACGGCAAUUCGGGUGCGAGCAGUGUCGGGGUACUGGAAACCAGUUCCUGUCUGCAACAGCCGAAACUCUCCGCGGAUGAAGAGGUAUGCAAUACAAAUUUCCCGUACAUGUGCAACACGCAUCACAAAUUUCACCAAUUUGGAGCGCAACACUUGUCAUGCUUAACUAGGAUCGAAGCCAAGUUUUGUCAUGCAGAGACCGCAUCUGUACGUCGUGUACGGGAAAUUUACUGUGCAUAGGAGGCCAUGAUGUACAACAAGCAACAGAUGGACCGCUGGAAGACGGAAAAUACGCAUUGCAAAAGUAUCGUACUAGCAUAAAUUGCAUUACAGAUUUCCUGAGUAUGUGAAAUGGAAUUUGUCAUGCUGUUUUAGCUUAGGAAGGAGAUUUGUCAUGCAUAUUCGCAAUUAGUACGAGUGCGAUACUUUUGCACAUGAUAGAAAAGCAGUCGAAACAACUCCAAGACGCGCUCGGCAGCCCGUUUGCGCGGAAGAUGGGAGUGGCGAACUACAAAAGCAGCAGGGAAAAUUAUGCAAACAAGAAGAACUCUUUGGAAAGAAAGGACAUCACCAAGAAUGCUGGAG
Molecule: messenger RNA, 1818 nt
Organism: Amoebophrya sp. A120
Lineage: Eukaryota; Dinophyceae; Syndiniales; Amoebophryaceae
Source: the annotation of a GenBank genome assembly